This is a messenger RNA of Iphiclides podalirius (scarce swallowtail), 1734 nucleotides long. NCBI's taxonomy places the organism in Eukaryota, Metazoa, Arthropoda, Insecta, Lepidoptera, Papilionidae. The record is from the annotation of a GenBank genome assembly.
AUGAAGACGAAGAUUGUUCUACUUUUUGCCAUAAUUCUGUGCGCGUAUGCUGCAGGAAAUGAAGAGAAGAAAACUGAAGAAGAUGAUAUGCUGAAAGACAAGAGACAAACGGAAGAGGGGAACUCUGAUGGAAUGUACCGAUCGCCAAGAAAACAAGAACAAGCCGCACCUGUGGAAGAACCACAAGAAGACGAUAAGUCAUCUGGGAAACCAGAAUUGGAGGAGUAUCGUCCUGGGCAAGUUUUCUCUCUCAACGCUCAGGAGUUGCUUGAGUUGCAGCCCGAAAGAAAAGCGCCUUUAGCUGGUGGGCAACAGCUGCAACAGCUGCAACAGUUGUACGCCAACCCUCAGCCCGAGCAAAAGCAGAAUUUGCAGCCAUUCUACUACCUAGACCCGCAACUGUCGCCACAGGUGUCCCUGCAACCGUCGCACACGGUCAUCGCGCGCCCCCAUUACUCUUCGAACGGCGGGGAAGCCUCCGUGGGCGCUGCGCUCUCCGUUAGCGACACGGGCAGCGGCCCCGCUCACACCUUCGACCAAGACCUGCUGGCUCUCUUCGGCCACGCGGCCCGACAGGACGACCAGAGGCCGCAAGUUUACACCCCAACCCAGCAACCGCUGCUAGUGGCACCGCAAGCGGCUGCACCGCAAUAUCAACAGAUUGAGAGAUACGUGACCAAACCUACGAAGAAACCGACGAAAUUGCGACCUAAAAUUCAAUUCACAUCAACCCAGGCGCCUGCUGCUCCCCAACAAUAUCUAAUAGAGACCACAAAUGUACAAGCACAGCAGCAAUUACAAAACCAAUACCGCUCUCUACAACCCCAGCGUACGGCACAAACCCUUCGCUUCAUCCCCAUACCGGAGUCGCAGCCAUCUAUACCGCUGUAUGAGCGGCCUGAAUCUCAGGGUCUGAAAAUUGUUCCCGCUCCUAAUUUGCAAAAUUUACAACCACAGGCUCAAAACAACUACGUUUAUAUUCCGCAAUAUCAACAACCCGAACUUGUUCAAAAGCAAUACAGGUUUCUAGACACGCAAAGGCAACAAAUUCAGGCAGUAAGACAAGAGCAGCCCCGAAUUGCGCUAUCGAAUGUUGAGAGACCAUUGACUUACCUGAAACGAUUCCCCGACCCAGAGAAAGUUCGCACUGUCAAAAUCUAUAACCAAGCUGGCCCGGAAGGUGUUCCUUCAGCCCCUCAGCCCACGCAAAUCAUCGGAGAACAGUACUUCCUGCGGCCUUUGUACCGAUCAAACGACCAGAGAGGCAGAUACGAAUUAUCACAAUUGUCUUUAAGACAAUCGGAGCAGGCGCGAUUUCUCGAAGCGACGAAGGCCCCACUUUCGACAAUAUAUGUGAACAAGAACCUCUCACCCAAGAAGGCCUCGAGGCCUGCACUCAGAAUAGAGCCAUCGGCAAAACUGGAACAAUCGGGGCAGAGUUAUACAGCGGAGCAGCCCGCCAACUCCGAUCAGAUAUCCGUGGAGCAACAAGCCAGGGCGUUGGAUGCCCAACGUCGACAAUUGCCCCCGCCGAAGAACAACAAGGCAUACACGCAAGAGGAGUUCGCGGCCUUAGUUGCUGCUGGCUAUUCUGUGACCCCCAUCCCGGUGGGCAAUUCGGGGCAGCAAGCGGCGCAGUCGCGGUCAUCCGUGGAGGCGAUACAAAUACCGCAACGCCACCCGUUAUACAACAAUCGUCACCAGUAUCUUCCCCUGAGAUCUGACGAAGCGCCU